Molecule: messenger RNA, 1439 nt
Organism: Salarias fasciatus (jewelled blenny)
Lineage: Eukaryota; Metazoa; Chordata; Actinopteri; Blenniiformes; Blenniidae
Product: bcl-2-like protein 1
Exons: 3
Coding region: 271-921 (216 amino acids)
Biological process (GO): extrinsic apoptotic signaling pathway in absence of ligand; regulation of apoptotic process; intrinsic apoptotic signaling pathway in response to DNA damage
Cellular component (GO): mitochondrial outer membrane
Molecular function (GO): BH domain binding
Source: RefSeq, a predicted model, not a curated record
AUUGGCUAACCGCCAGCGUGCAUCAGGCCACAGAGUGUGCAGCUGCAAAAAUGUCUGUGUGGUGUUUGCAUUCACAACUGCAUCGUUUAUUAACCUCAUAGUUGCACCCCCAACAAGAAAACAGCCUUUUGAUAACUGCUGCUGCUUCUAUCAUCAGCCCGAAGGUCCAGAAGCUUUUAUGUGACAGCCAGUGGGCUGGAAGGAAUGACAGCAGAAGUCAUGGCGUCCGAUUAGGCUGGCUGUGUGUUGGAGGGUCACAGUGUGAGAAUAAUGUCGUCCAGCAACCGAGAGCUGGUGGAGUUCUUUUUAAGCCACAGGCUGUCUCAGAGGAACCAUCCGUCCUCCCUGCUGAGACCGCAGGAUGCACGGCAAAGGACCGAGGAAGACCAGGCCAGCUCAUCGGCCAGCAAUGGCUCGGUGUUCAGCGGCAGUGCUGGGCGGUCCCAGUCUCCACGCGCCGAAACUGACCCUGUGAAGUCUGCCCUUCUGGACUCCGCCGACGAGUUCGAACUUCUCUUCAAGCAAGCUUUCAGCGAUCUUUCCUCGCAGCUCGACAUCACUCCCGACACGGCCUACCACAGCUUCAAGAGCGUGAUGGACGAGGUCUUCAAGGAUGGCGUCAACUGGGGGCGUAUCGUAGGCCUGUUUGCCUUCGGCGGCGUGCUGUGCGUGGAGUGUGUGGAGAAGGACAUGAGCGAGCUGGUGUCACGCAUUGCAGACUGGAUGACCAUGUACCUGGAUGAGAACAUCAAUUUCUGGAUUGAGAGCCAGGGGGGAUGGGAAUACUUCGCUGAGAUUUUCGGGCGUGGCGCUGCUUCAGAGGCGAGGAGAUCCCGGGAGAAGAUGACGAGGUGGCUGCUAGUUGGGGUGGCGCUGCUAGCGGGAGUGCUGAUCGGCGUGGGCAUCGCUAAGAGACAGUGAAGGCGCUGCUCCCCGCUCGUCACGGCACGCCCUGUGUCACGCUACGUCAACAGAAGUAAAACUAAAUAGUUAAUGUUUACAAAAAACAACAACAACAAAAAAAAGCCCAGUCUGCUUAUGCACUGACAGGAUGUGGAAUGCUGAAGCAGUCGGUGGGAGCAUCCAUCAUAUGUAGCUUGGUGAGCUGGUAUACGUCUCACCCCGCUUUGUCCAGUGUCUUUUUUUUUUUCCUUUUUUAAACACAUGGCAGAGUAUUUAAAGGGCGUUCGUCUCCAGACUGGAAGUGCUUUAAAUGAACCCGAUAAGCUACGAAACAGUGGAACAGAUUCAGCUGGUUUGAUGAGCCUGCUUGUUUUUAUUAUUUUUUUUUUUUUGUCUUUUUGUGCGUUACCCGAGGACCAAUUUUUAUGACUUACAAACUGACAGAGUUUUAUUUCCUUUUCACUGUGUAAUUUUCAGCUCCUUUUUUUGGCUGUACCAGAAGCAUGCUUCAGAAAUAAAUAUAUUUAUGUUUUUUU